Molecule: messenger RNA, 819 nt
Organism: Talaromyces atroroseus
Lineage: Eukaryota; Fungi; Ascomycota; Eurotiomycetes; Eurotiales; Trichocomaceae
Product: Ribosome biogenesis protein nsa2
Exons: 6
Coding region: 1-819 (272 amino acids)
Biological process (GO): maturation of LSU-rRNA; maturation of 5.8S rRNA
Cellular component (GO): nucleolus; preribosome, large subunit precursor
Source: RefSeq, a predicted model, not a curated record
AUGCCUCAGAACGAGUAUAUCGAACGCUUCCAAAAAACCCAUGGCCGACGCCUCGACCAUGAAGAGCGCACGCGCAAACGCGAAGCUCGCGAGGGCCAUCUCGCAUCCCAAAAGGCACAGAACUUGCGAGGUCUGCGCGCAAAGAUGUACGCCCAGAAGCGACACGCAGAGAAGAUCCAGAUGAAGAAACGCAUCCGGGCGCAAGAGGAGAAGAACGUAAAAUCCGCCGCUCCAUCGGACGAGAACAGCUCUACACCCCUGCCGAACUAUCUCUUGGAUCGGUCGCAGGCUACUAAUGCCAAGGCCCUGUCAUCGGCUAUCAAGGAUAAGAGAUCUGAGAAGGCGGCUAAGUUUUCGGUGCCGCUGCCCAAGGUCAAGGGGAUUAGUGAGGAGGAGAUGUUUUCGGUGGUGAAUACGGGGAAGAAGACGCAUAAGAAGUCGUGGAAGAGGAUGAUUACGAAGCCGACGUUUGUCGGGCAGGACUUUACGCGACGCAAUCCCAAGUUUGAGCGUUUUAUUCGUCCCAUGGGUCUCCGAUACAAAAAAGCCAACGUCACACACCCAGAACUCGGCGUCACAGUGCAACUGCCCAUCCUCUCCGUGAAGAAGAACCCGCAGAACCCGCUCUACACCCAGCUUGGCGUGCUCACUAAAGGAACCGUGAUCGAAGUGAAUGUCUCAGAACUUGGUCUCGUGACUACAUCCGGAAAAGUGGUUUGGGGUAAAUAUGCCCAAGUCAGUAAUAAUCCCGAUCUGGACGGGACUGUGAACGGUAUUCUGCCCUCGUUCAUUCUCUCCUCCCAACCAGUUCAAGACUAA